AUGUCUUCGAAGCUUAGCAUUUUGCUGGUGCUGUUAGCGGUGCUUUGCUGCUAUACACAAUGCGCUUUUGGCAAACGCCAACAACAACAACAACUCGAUGAACAAGACAAAACACAGCAACAGCAACAACAACUGACGGAGAACAACAACGAAGCCGAGAACUACAUUGGUGAGCACUCCAAACUGGAAACGGUGCUUAGGCGAGGCGUACAAAAUCCCGGCAACGAUAAUGAUAAUGACGAUGAGGAGGAUGACGAUGACGUCGAUGGAACACGUCGUCGUCGUCGCCGCCGCGGUAGGCGUGGUGGCAGACGCCGCAAUAGAAGUCGCCGCGGUAGACGCGGCAGGAGGAGGGGACGUCGGGGAGGCAGACGCCGCGGCCGUCGUGGUGGUAGGAGACGCAGAAAUAGAGGCUAA
Messenger RNA from Ceratitis capitata (Mediterranean fruit fly), 417 nucleotides. Its product is annotated as probable serine/threonine-protein kinase fhkB. The coding region runs from base 1 to 417 and encodes 138 amino acids. Lineage: Eukaryota; Metazoa; Arthropoda; Insecta; Diptera; Tephritidae. The transcript is spliced from 2 exons. The record is from RefSeq and is a predicted model, not a curated record.